AUGACGGAGGAGGACCACCUAUGGAAUCGCCGCCUCCUCUCAUGCAUGCUCGGCACGUUCCUCUACCGAGACAUGGAGCGGGAAGCUCCCUUUACGGUGGAGCGUGUCGAGCGUGUACUCGCGGAGGCAUGCAGACAACGGGCCAUCACCAGCACGAAGGAGCUGCUGGCCCGGUACCCAUUCCGUCUGCGGAGGGACAUCUUCCCUUCGUCUGGGAAAGCACAGAAGAGGGCAAGCAUUACCAAAGCCAUACAAGUUCCCAGUGUGGACAUAAAGAAACUAAAUCCAGGGGGCCAGUCAGACAUGCAGCUGAAUCCAUGUGCCCUCACGCUGCUCUGGGUAAGCAGCUUUUGGAUGGUGGGUGGCUCCACUGGACAGGUGCUCCUUGACACCAACGUCAACCACAGCCCGUUAGAAGCUGGCUGGCUGUCCGAGAGGCCUAACAGCAACACAUCUCAUCACCGGACCAACUCGUCGGACGCUGGGCAUCAUCUCCUUAAGGGAUUUACCUCACUGGGCUUGUCUGUCAUCGGUUUUGGCACCUCUCUUUGCCCCAUCAAACGUACGGAGACAGGAGAUGGUUUAUUCUUUCAGUUGGUGUUCAGCAAUACUCUCCAGCUAGGAUCUCUGAUAGUUUAUUGGAUCCAGGGAUGUCCAACUAUCUGGAUGUUCAGUUUGCUGGGUGGAUUCCUGUUUAGCGCAGGAAAUCUCACCACCAUACCGAUCAUAAGAACUAUCGGACUUGGUAUGGGAUUCCUCAUCUGGUCCACAUUCUCACUUCUUACAGCAUGGGCCACUGCAAGAUUUGGAUGGUUUGGACUGGAUCAGCAAUAUGUAGCAAAUCCCACACUGAAUUACAUUGGAACUGGACUUGCUACAAUAAGUGCUCUGAUUUCAUUCUUCAUAAAGACAACAGAUCAGGCACAUGAUGAAGAAAGAACACCAUUGUUCCUUUCUACAUACCAGUUGGACUUGAUAGAGGAUAACAGCCAGCCAUAUAUUGCAAGAAGUAGGAGAUGGACUGAGAAGCUCAGUCCCAUGAAUAGAAAAAUAAUUGGCUGCUCGCUUGCUACAUUUGCUGGACUAGCAUAUGGAUGCUCCUACACUCCAAUCAUCUACAUAAAGAAUAAUGCUUUGAGGAAUGGUACGGUAUUUUCAGAAGCCAGUCAGUAUGAUUUGGACUACAUUUUCCCUUACAUGACAGGGAUUAACGUCACCACCUCCAUGGUAUUUUUUGGUUAUUGUAUGGUGAUGAAAAACAGGUUUAAUCUUCCAUUAAAGUGUGUAUUACCAGCUUUUAUUUCAGGAGGUAUGCAUUUUCUCAGUCAGUGUGGCUUCUUCAUUGCUUGUUAUUAUCUUGGAACAGUAAUAACAUACCCUAUAGGAGCAGCAGGUCCUGCAUUAGUCUCUUUAAUUUGGAGCUUAUUCUACUACAAAGAAAUAAGGGGGACUAAAAACAUUCUGUUAUUGGUUGCUGUCCUGGUUGCUGUUCUGAGUGGCGUGACACUGAUCACUCUGUCAAAAAUAGAAUAAAUGCCAAAAAGCAAUGAUGAAAGGAAGAUGAGACUACAGGAUUUGUAGCAUUACUAUCGUGUUUAUAUUGUGAAUGUGUUUUCUGUAUGUUGUUGUAAUCUGGUGUGAUACAUUUAG
This is a messenger RNA of Esox lucius (northern pike), 1650 nucleotides long. Its product is annotated as transmembrane protein 144-like. Gene Ontology annotation, biological process: carbohydrate transmembrane transport. Lineage: Eukaryota; Metazoa; Chordata; Actinopteri; Esociformes; Esocidae. Gene Ontology annotation, cellular component: membrane. The record is from RefSeq and is a predicted model, not a curated record. The coding region runs from base 1 to 1533 and encodes 510 amino acids. The transcript has 13 exons. Gene Ontology annotation, molecular function: carbohydrate transmembrane transporter activity.